Molecule: messenger RNA, 1422 nt
Organism: Microsporum canis CBS 113480
Lineage: Eukaryota; Fungi; Ascomycota; Eurotiomycetes; Onygenales; Arthrodermataceae
Product: golgi transport complex component Cog5
Exons: 1
Coding region: 1-1422 (473 amino acids)
Biological process (GO): intra-Golgi vesicle-mediated transport
Cellular component (GO): COG complex
Source: RefSeq, a predicted model, not a curated record
AUGACCUCUUCUCCGUCGUAUAUCGACUACGAGACCUUCCUAGACCCGUCCUUCUCACCCACCUCGUUUGCCCAGACGCUGGUGGCAACCACCAACAACCCGUCUGAUACUCCUCUCGACCUAUCCACCCCCCUCUCUCGUGUGCUGUUCGACAUCCAAGAAGUCGACAGCCACGUCCACACGCUCACAACCAAGUCUGCCUUACCAUUACUACGGUACACGACCGAUACCACAGCCUCAGGCCAGCGUGUACUUCUAGCCCUUGAGGCGCAGGUUCUCGCGCUCACGGAAGGGUACCAGCGGCUUGAGAAAGAUGUCGUGCGUCGAUGGGAAGGGGCCGAGGAAGUGCGCGGGGCGGCAGAGCGGUCCUGGGCGACUGUCAAGCUCGCCAGGGCGGUGUCGAGGUGUCUAAUGCUGGGCAGGCAGUUGGAAGGGCAGCUGGUGGAGAUCAGCGGGAGGGAGCGAGAGGACCACCGGGCGCUGGUAAGGGCGUCCCAGACGCUGCUGAUGCUCCGACGGAUGUUUGCCGACAAUGACGACGGAGAAGGAGAAGGGUACGGUGUCGGUCUAGACCGGGUGAGAGUUGUGAGGACGUUGAGGACGGACCUGGUGAAUCCGGCGGAGAAUAGUGUCAAGGCACGCGCCCAGCAGAUCGUCAGUCGGUUCUCACUGCCGACGGACGAGCAAGGGCGGCAGAGCAGCGGCACUGGAUCAUCAACGUCGUCAUCAACAUAUGCACAGCAGGAAGAGGCCCGGGCACGGCUGAUAUCAGCCAUGACGGCCCUCUACCUGCUCUCCCCUACACCCCAAAUACAAGCACACGUCUCAAUGUCGGCCACGGCUAAUUUCCAACCAGAGCUGCUCCUCGUGACACUAAAGUCGUUCAUCCACUCGUCCCUGACCGCCUCUCUCCAGGCACUGAUGCGAGGGCUCUCUCAGCUCCCAUCCCUGGAACGCGCACUACUGGAGGUAUCCAACCGAUGCCAGGCCCUGGUUGUGCUGGAGAGGAUACUGCAGGGUACCAGGCAACCUGUGCAUCCGUUCUACAACCACGCCACCAGUGACUACUCUUCUUCUGCGACCUUGAAAGAAAAAGAGAAGAAUGCAAAGAACAACCUACUGUACCCGCUCCUCCAGUACCUGGACACGUCGUCUCUGCCAAGCUACUUCUGGCGCUGUCUUGCGUCCGCCCUGUCGCCGCGAGUGGGAGAGCUGCUGAACCGUGGCGGGGCGGCCGCUCGGGCCCUGCGCGGGAACCGAGAGAGGCUGCGAGAUGAGAUCCGGCAGUGUGUGUUACGCGGGAGCAGCAGCACUUCCAGCAGCAGCAGGGACAGAGACAGAGACGGAGACGGAGGCCUGGUGGUGGGCAACUGGGAGCGGGAGGCGGCCGUCAUGGUUGGCGCCGUGCUGGGAAAUCGGUAG